CUGGACCUGGGCAAGAAGAUGAGCGUGCCACAGGACCUGAUGAUUGAGGAGCUCUCAUUGCGGGACAACCGUGGCUCCCAGCUCUUCCAGCAGCGUCAGAGACGGAUGCAGCGUUUCACCUUUGAGCACCCCAGCGGCCACCGGCAGGGGGGGCUACCAGGUCCAGGGGCGGGUGGCUCACACCGAACCCAGAAAGGUGACCAGGAGGGAACAGCAAACGAGUGGACAGCAGGGGACGAUGGCGAGGGUCAGCAGCAUUAUCACUCCGAGCUCCAUGUGGCAGCAUCGCCCCAGGGCGGCCCUCCUGCAGUGCCCAAGAAGACAGAGAAAGUCUUGCAGAUGAGCAAAAUCCUCAACCCCGAUGCUCUGGCCCCAGGGUACUCAAGCCCCCUCAAAGAAGUUCCCCCAGAGAAGUUCAACGUCACCGCCAUCCCCAAGGGCUACCAGUCCCCGUGGCAUGACCUCCUUGGUGACAAGGACAGUGCUGUGCACCGUGAGAACCAGCCACCUGUGAGACCCUAUCCAUGGGACUUCACAAGCUUCAACAGGAAUCCCACCCCAUUUGACAAAGCCCUGGUCAGUGACCUGUUCUCCAUGCCCACCGCAGAGCUGGAUCACCUGAGCGCUCUGGAGGUGAUUUCCCACAGACCCAACUUCAACCGGGUGGCGCAAGGGUGGGUGCGGAUUCUGCCAGAGAGCGACGAGCUGUAG
Messenger RNA from Apaloderma vittatum (bar-tailed trogon), 711 nucleotides. It is a transcript of the gene MYOZ3, whose product is annotated as myozenin 3. The record is from RefSeq and is a predicted model, not a curated record. Gene Ontology annotation, cellular component: Z disc; actin cytoskeleton. Lineage: Eukaryota; Metazoa; Chordata; Aves; Trogoniformes; Trogonidae. The coding region runs from base 19 to 711 and encodes 230 amino acids. Gene Ontology annotation, molecular function: actin binding; FATZ binding; telethonin binding. The transcript is spliced from 5 exons.